Molecule: messenger RNA, 960 nt
Organism: Penicillium arizonense
Lineage: Eukaryota; Fungi; Ascomycota; Eurotiomycetes; Eurotiales; Aspergillaceae
Product: TauD/TfdA dioxygenase family protein
Exons: 3
Coding region: 1-960 (319 amino acids)
Molecular function (GO): oxidoreductase activity
Source: RefSeq, a predicted model, not a curated record
AUGACUGUCACCAACGGAACUGCGUUCUCUCAUAUUUCGGUCAACCCCUUGCAUCCAACAUUUGGCGCUGAAAUCGGCGGUGUGGAUUUUUCGUCUCCCCUGAGUGACGCCGCGUUUAACGAUAUAUAUGAAGCUGUAACCAAGUACGGCGUCGUCGUGUUCCGCAGCACCGGCCUCACUGAUGAGGGCCACAUUGCAUUCUCUCGGCAAUUUGGAGAGCUGGAUGACGUGAAGCCGUACAUCAGUGCUGGUCGGAAACACCGUCUCAAGUACACCGAGCUUUUUGAUGUCAGCAACGUCGAGGCCGAUGGGUCCAUCCUUGAUCCUGAGAGUUCGCGCGGCCAGGCAAACAAGGGGAAUGAUCUCUUCCACGUGGACUCAAGCUUCAAUCCCCGUCGCGCCGGAUACUCGCUGCUCUUGGCGCAUGAGCUGCCGCCGAGCGGCAUGGGUGGUCACACUGCAUUCGCAGAUACUAGGACGGCAUUUGACGACCUCUCCCCGGAACUCAAGGAGGAGCUGUUAGACAACGAUUACGUGGCUUGCCACUCUAUGCAUCAUUCCCGUAAGCUGGCCGCCCCUGAGGCUUUCGCCGGCGUCAACCCGCUCGACUACCCCAUGGGACGGCACAAACUGGUGCAGCGCCACGAGCCCUCUGGUCGCAUGAACUUGUACAUUGCGGCCCACGUGCACCACAUUGAGGGCCUUUCUUCCGAGAAGUCGGAUGCGCUAUUUGAUCGGCUUUUCAAGCAUGCCACUCGCGAUGGCAAUACCAUUGAGAUUGAGUGGCAGGCGCCAGGCGAUUUAGUCAUCUGGGAUAACACCUGCACGAUGCACCGGGCUGUUGGCGGCCCUUUCCUCCGUAAAUACAAGCGAGACAUGAGACGGACGACCGUUCACGAUUCGAGUUCGACAGCUUGGGGUUUGAAUGAACAUACGGAUGUCAGGCAGGGUUUGCCUUGA